GACUUCCUUUUAACCUUCUGCUGUUUCUCUCCUUCCACUUAAGUAGUGUGUGAAACUGGGGUAAAACAUUCUAACCUGACUCCUUACAAAUAGCUAAUUUAUAUGAGGUUGAAAUGGAGAGAAGAGUUUUGGCUCUGAGGAACAAGAUCAAAGAUAAUUGUCCCAAAAAGGAAAAUCUGGACCUUCCAAAGUGGAUGCGACAGGAGACUCUCAUGGGGCUCAGCAAGCACGCAGACAGAGAGACUGACGGAAGCUUUGACACCAACGAAAUGUUGCUUGACAUCGAGAAGCAGUUCAUGGAGGCAGCAAAGAGGGACGAUGUGAAGACCAUGAAGUAUCUUGCAAAAAGUGUGAAUGUCAACGCAAAGAAUGUGCACAACAGGACAGCCCUUCACUACGCAGUAGCUGGCAAAAACAAGGAUGCAACACAGUUCCUUCUGCAGCGCAGGGUCAAAGUGGAUCAAAAGGACAAAUUUGGCAUGGCCGCCAUUCAUCUAGCUGCCUGGUUCGGCAGUUUGGAGAUGCUGAAGCUAUUGGUCCAGGCUGGAGCUGAACAGAAAGUCGAAAAUGAGGAAGGACUGAACAUCAUGCACUGUGCUGCCAUCAACAACCACACUGAUAUUGUGGAGUAUAUUAUCAACGAUAUGCAAAUGAAAGACUUAGACAAGGAUGAUCAGUCAGGAAAUCGUCCAUUUGCACUGGCAGCAGAACAUGGAAGCCUAGAAAUGCUAAAAAUACUGAUGGAGCCAUACAGCAUGGCCACAAUGAAGCCCAAUAAGAGAGGGGACACGCCCCUGCACUUAGCUGCCAGGAACGGCCACUUGGACGCCAUCCAACUGCUGCUGCAGAGCUUUGAUACUCGGGAUGAAGUCAAUGUUGAUGGUGAGACGGCUCUGUACCAGGCUGCAGAUACCGGUCAGGAAGAUUGCGUCCUGGCCCUGCUUGAGGCUGGCUGUGACCCCAACAUCCUCACAGUGGCCAAAUGCAGUGCCCUCCACACGGUCUCAGAAAAAGGAGACUUGUCUUUGGUCCAACUCCUCUUAGAGUUCAACGCCCAUACAGAUGUUCAAAACCAGCAGCUGGAGGCGCCACUCCACCUGGCAGUGAAGAACAGUCACAUCCCUGUAAUCCAUUCUUUAAUAGUGGCAGGCUGCAACGUUAACAUAGCUGACAAGAGACUCCAGACUGCUCUGCAUCUUUCAGCGGAGCGAGGCAGUGCUGAAGUCGUGGAAACGCUCCUGAAAGCCGGAGUGGAUCUAACUCCCAGAGACAGACAAGGUAAAACUGCUCUGGGCGUGGCAGCCAGGGCAAAUGAGGUGAUCAUUGUGGACAUGAUCAUCAAAGCCGAACGAUAUUACAGCUGGAUAAAGACCAACCCAGGGCUUAAUGAAAGUGUUUACAGUGAGCAUCCGCUGACGUUUAAACUUGACCACCGGAUUGAAACCAAGCAGCUCCGCUCAACUGCCUGGCGCUUAGCGUACGAGCUGCUGAAGCCAGGAGACUGGAAACGACUGGCAGAGAACUGGGCUUUUACUAAAGAGCAAGUUUCUGCUAUUGAGGAUCAGUGGACAGGUCAGCAGAGCUAUAAAGAACAUGGCCACAGGAUGCUGCUGAUCUGGCUCCAUGGGGAGGAGCUUGCUCAGAGGAGUCCCUCCCAACAACUCUACCAGGAACUCAUCCUCAUUGGGAACAGGAAGGCUGCAGAUAAGAUUUGGGUGGAGGCAGAAAACACCAGCAGGAGUUGCUGCAUUUCAUGAUCAUCAUCAGUCAUGGAUUUCUGUAAGAAGCUUGUGAUGAAAACAUUUAUUUAGAAAACAGCAAUGUGCUGAUCAUUAAAAAAUGACUUCAUUUUAAGAAAGUAAAAAAACUGUGGCUUCUAGUCUAAAUCAUUGAUGGAUAUAAAAAUGCUUUUAUACAAUAAAAUCCACCUUCGGUUGUGCAUAAUUAAA
Molecule: messenger RNA, 1949 nt
Organism: Cyprinodon tularosa
Lineage: Eukaryota; Metazoa; Chordata; Actinopteri; Cyprinodontiformes; Cyprinodontidae
Gene: ankdd1b
Product: ankyrin repeat and death domain containing 1B
Exons: 15
Coding region: 114-1757 (547 amino acids)
Biological process (GO): signal transduction
Molecular function (GO): protein binding
Source: RefSeq, a predicted model, not a curated record